Molecule: messenger RNA, 4202 nt
Organism: Anarrhichthys ocellatus (wolf-eel)
Lineage: Eukaryota; Metazoa; Chordata; Actinopteri; Perciformes; Anarhichadidae
Gene: kcnk5a
Product: potassium channel, subfamily K, member 5a
Exons: 5
Coding region: 290-1882 (530 amino acids)
Biological process (GO): stabilization of membrane potential; potassium ion transmembrane transport
Cellular component (GO): plasma membrane
Molecular function (GO): outward rectifier potassium channel activity; potassium ion leak channel activity
Source: RefSeq, a predicted model, not a curated record
UGAAGAGAGAAUACUACUGCCGCUGGGGUCCCGCUCGCGCUCAGCCCCCCGCGUCUUUCAUGCCUACUUUUAACCCUCGAUGUCUCGAGCCCGAAUGCUGUCAGCCGCGGCGCGUUUCAUGCACUUUUCAGAGCCCUCGCACGGAAGGAGAAAUAUUUGGUGAACCGUGCUGAGAAUGAGUCCCGCAUAACUCCGGGUAUUGUUGUUAUCUACGUCCCCCUCCCUCCUCUCUCUUUCUCUCUCUCCCCCCCUGUCCCGCGCUCUCAGAGUUGAGUCAUUGUACAUAAGUAUGGUAGAUAAAGGCCCCUUGUUGACCUCUGCCAUUAUUUUUUACCUGUCCAUUGGGGCAGCAAUUUUUCAAGUCCUGGAGGAGCCCAAUUGGAAGCUGGCUGCAGAGCGGUAUAGUGCCCAGAAGGAUCAAAUACUCGAGGAUUAUCCCUGUCUGACGAAAGAUGAUUUGGACAAAAUAUUAGAGGUGGUGUCUGAUGCUGCAGGCCAUGGGGUCACUAUAACUGGCAGCAAGACCUUCAACAACUGGAACUGGCCAAAUGCUGUUAUCUUUGCCGCCACUGUUAUCACCACUAUCGGAUAUGGGAACAUUGCCCCUAAAACGUCAGCAGGCCGUGUAUUUUGCAUCUUCUACGGCCUGUUUGGUGUGCCUUUGUGUCUGUCCUGGAUCAGUGAGCUGGGAAAGUUCUUCGGUGGCAGAGCCAAGCACCUGGGCCAGUAUCUAACCAAGAAAGGAUUUUCACUGAGAAAGGCUCAAUUUACCUGCACGGCUAUAUUUCUCCUCUGGGGUGUGCUGGUGCAUUUAUUCCUUCCACCUUUUGUAUUUAUGUCCCAAGAGGGUUGGACGUAUAUUGAAGGCUUGUACUUCUCAUUUGUCACCUUGACCACGAUUGGUUUUGGGGACUUGGUAGCAGGUGUGGAACCAAAUAAAGAAUACCCAACUCUGUACCGUUACUUUGUGGAAGUGUGGAUUUAUCUGGGGUUGGCCUGGCUUUCUUUGUUCUUCAACUGGAAAGUGCGGAUGGUGAUUGAGGCCCACAAGGCACUAAAGAAGCGCCGCAAGCUGCGCAAGCUAUCUCUUGAUGAGCUCCGGCACUACAAAGAGUCUCACAAGGCUGCCCUUCGUCUGCCACCCAGUCCUAAUGACGUCAACAUCUUCAGCUUCCUGUCCAAGAAGCAGGAAGGCUACAAUGACUUGAUCAAACAGAUUGGCACCAAAAAAGAUGUCAGGAACAACAGCGUUAAUGCCAACACCAUAAAUAAAUCCAAAGAUAUUGGUCGUUCCAAGAGCUGCCAUGAUACUCCCAUGUUUAACGGACACACCAUCCUUAGUCUGGACCGAUCGCCGCGCCAAAAGAGGCGCUAUAGUUUCAGUGACCGAGUCACUGUUGCUUUUUCAAAGUCCAAGAACUACCUCCUGGGCUCAGACAACGGUUUGCUGCUAACAGAGGACCACGUUGAAGGUGACUUAGAACUCGACCAGAUGUAUGAGAACCAGCUAGACAAGGACGUAGACCUAGAGAAUGGAGGGGUGGGAGAUUGUGGAGCAGGUGGUCGAAGGAUGUGGGACUCAAAGGAGUACCAUCCCCUAACAUUCCAAAAUGCAAACAUUACUUUUAUAGACGAGGAGAACUUUCUCAGCAAUAACUUAGAAGAGGAGGAGGAGGAGGAGGAGGAGGAGGAGGAUGAUGAUGAUUCUUCUAAAGCAAAACUAUCCAUUACUACAUGUGAUGAAAACAUUGAAGCAAACUCCAAGGAGGAGCAUAGUUCUGAAUUUGAAGGAUCUGUGUUCACUAGUGAUGGUUCAGAGCACAGCCACUCCUAUGAGAAACUUGUGGAGGAAUAUGCAAAGGAAGAAAAUAACGAAUCUUGAGAUAUAACAAAGCCUUGAACUGUCUAAAGUCAAGACAGUCAAGUUGUUGAAUUGGCUGGCAUUGAAGUAUUCUAAUGUGAAUUGUUUGAGUGAAUAUCAGAAGUCCCAUUGCACGUUUGGGGGUCUGAUACUACAAAGCCAAGAUCAAAUUUCUAUGAAAUGUUCUGUUCAUAGCUGAGAAAUGGAAAUCCCCAUCAUGUUGACUGUUCCUAUAAACCCUUGAACAAUCUUCUCGGUAAAUGUGGACGACAGAGGGUGACAUGUAACCCAUGAGUAUUUAACAUCUACUCUAUAUAUGCCUUUUUAUGUAGUUUGAGAAACUAAAUAACACACAUUUAUUGUAAUGUCCAAACAAGAACUAUUUACCAUGAGUGCUUUUUUUCUACUCCUAGUCUGAUAAGAAAUUAUAGGUGGAAAUGUGUUUGAUUACCCAUAGAUUACUUCUAUGCAUAUUCACCAUAUUGGUGUUUUUAUAAUAUUUAUUAAAAUGAAGGACAUAGUAGCAUUUAUCCAAUGGCUGCAUGAGUUUAUAUGUCUCCCAUUGCACAAUUCCACCAAACAAGGACAGUUCGAAGUCCGUUUCAGUGCAGACUUUCUUUUUAAAACCUGAGCCAAACAUCUGUCCUUACAGAAAAUGAAGGGGGUUAUAGGCCAAUUCUCUUUUUUUUUUUUUUUCUUUGGUAUGUCACUUGUUUCUUUUGUGAAGUCCCUGCUGCCUAGUUGUGUCUGAGAUUUCUGUUUAUUUUGACUGUGACUGCACUAGAGGUUAACAGUGAUGCAUAGCAACAUCUGAGUGUCUAGAACCAAUAUAAACUUGGAAAAGAAAGUAAUUCAUUUUAUUAACAGAAGCAUUUACGGCAAAUCUGAAUAUCCUGCCAGAGAGACACUCUAAAUUAUGAUUUGUUUGCCUUUUUUUUGUUCCAAACCUUUUUGACCGCUGUAAAAAAGAAAGUAGAAAAACAAUCAUUGGAAACGAUCCUCCUAUUGUGACAUAAUGCGCAGCCUUUCAGAUUAUCCUCAAAUUGCUUCAGGGAACACAAAGUUUUUAUUGUUGCUUUGCUGUUGACGUGUCAAGUGUCGCUCUGUGGCUUCUGUGCUAUCUACCAUGGCAGUGCAUAAUGGGAACACAACUUUUACAGCAACAAUAUUUUCACAUUUUUGUCCAUUUAGCACCCUUUUGCUUAAUUUUAUUUGUCAUGUAAUUACUGGCUGAAAGCCCAUCGGCAGCCACAAACACAGCUCUGCUCGGACAGGCCAUGGCCUUGCUGCUCAUGUUUGCCUUUGGGGGCUCGCACUUAUGACGAGGUUAAGCCAAGGUUAACUUGUGACCGAUCAAUGCUCUCUUGACGUACAUUUCAGUCAUGAGACAUGAGGCCAGCAGUAUUUCCCCCUUGUUUCACGUGUACACAAAACCGUAAACUCGAGGGACCAAAAUAUAAUGUCCAUUGCUUUUCACAGUCUGACUCUUGAAAGGGCCCUUAGUCGCCCUACUCACCCGCUGCCUUUUGCACACAAAAACUUGAAACUGUUACAGUGAAUAUUAAGAUGGCGGUGUCACUCUACGCUACUUUGAAUUUAGAACUCCUCAUGGGUACUGUAAAUAUCGUCAGGAUUUUUCCUUAACUCCUGACUCUGCCUUACAGAUGGCUGCUAUUAGGGGAAAAGGCCUUAAAUCCACUGCAAAGUACAAUGUAACAUCUGUUAAAUGUACUUCUAUUCUUCUCACUGAGUCAUUAUAUCUUUCACACUGGGUGUUUUUAAUUCCCCCUCUUGUGUUUCGUCACAGGGCCAUCACCUAAAUCUAUGUGAGCAUUCCUUUGUCUUUCUCUCAUUUUCACUGGUUUUCGUUGGUUCGGCAUUGUUAUACAGUACAAUACAUUGUUAUAUGGUACCUGCCUGGACUGAAUUUCAAGCUUGUCUUUAGAUUAUUAACUCAGAACAGGUUAGGCUGGUUUAACCCACUACCCCAAGCUUUUCUCUUAAUGUUGCUCCAUUGUGUAAAACUCCAGUAAAUUUGUUUUUUUCGUUGUUUUUUUUAAGAUUAAAUUAUUGAUGUUUAAAAAAGUUUGCAUAUGAAUUCCAAACAAAACUGUAUAUUUCAUGUAAAUAAACAUUUAAUAAAACCUGAGUGUUACUUUACCUUACAUUAAAGUGGCACUCCAGUGGUUUUAAACAUGGAAGUUCCGCUGCACACAGACUGCAUACACAGGCACGUUCCACACAUGCGCAGUAGAAAAACGUGAUGCCGACUCAUUUUCAGGUUCAUACUUGUAUUCCAAGUGACCUUGAGGGCAACUGUGGCUAAGUAGAUAGCAGGGCA